Molecule: messenger RNA, 2150 nt
Organism: Haliotis rubra (blacklip abalone)
Lineage: Eukaryota; Metazoa; Mollusca; Gastropoda; Lepetellida; Haliotidae
Product: GDP-Man:Man(3)GlcNAc(2)-PP-Dol alpha-1,2-mannosyltransferase-like
Exons: 4
Coding region: 257-1756 (499 amino acids)
Biological process (GO): protein N-linked glycosylation
Cellular component (GO): endoplasmic reticulum membrane
Molecular function (GO): GDP-Man:Man(3)GlcNAc(2)-PP-Dol alpha-1,2-mannosyltransferase activity
Source: RefSeq, a predicted model, not a curated record
UUGUUUUGCAAACACUUCCUGUUGAGAACCGAAUGGAAAAGUGGAUAGUUAAAACUUGCAAUUCUCCCAUUUUUGUAGGAAAAGAUAUAUUUAGCUAAUAUUGGCUUCGAUGUGGACAUGUUGUGUUCAAAUGUUAUGAUGGGUUGAUAAUAAAUUAUGCCCAAACAUAUCCAUAUGUUCAUAGUUGAAGGGCUGCCCCUCGUCCAGAGGAACCGGAAGUAGGUCGUGGCAAACAUGAAGUGACGAAAUCACAACAAUGCUGUCUCUUUUCAUGCAGAAAUAUGUCAGUCUGGUAUCCCAGUGGGCCAGUUUACUGGUUGUCUCAGGGGUGUUCUUUGUUAUCUCAUUCACUGUGGUCCUGAUCCUGCUGAGAUUGUGGGUGAGAUGGAGGGCUAAGUCCUUGUUGCCACACUUGAGGCAAGACAGCCAGGGGAGACGACUGGUGACAGUGGGAUUCUUCCACCCCUACUGCAAUGCUGGGGGUGGUGGGGAACGAGUGCUCUGGGUGGCCAUCAAGGCAUUGCAGAAGAAACACUCCAAUGUUAGCUGUAUCGUGUACACCGGUGAUAUUGAUGCCAAACCAGAGGAAAUUCUGGCUCGAGCCAGACAAAGAUUUAACAUUGUGUUACCCAUACCCAUAGACUUUGUGUACCUUAGAAGACGACAGUGGGUUGAAGCCUGUAAAUACCCAUAUUUCACACUGCUUGGACAAAGCCUAGGCUCUCUGUAUUUAGGAUGGGAGGCGUUAAUGAACUUUGUACCUGACCUGUACAUUGACAGCAUGGGCUAUGCCUUUACAGUGCCAUUGUUUAAAUACUUUGGUGGCUCCAAGGUGGCAUGUUAUGUACAUUAUCCGACAAUCUCCACAGAUAUGUUACAGAAGGUGACAGACAGAACUCAGUCAUUCAACAAUGCAAAUUUUAUUGCCAGAAGUUCGUUUCUCAGCAACUUCAAGCUGAUGUAUUACAGAAUAUUUGCAUAUAUGUAUGGUGUUGCGGGGAAGAGGAACGACGUGGUGAUGGUCAACUCGACAUGGACGUUCAACCACAUUCAGGCUUUGUGGUCAGCUGGAAAUAUAACGCAUAUAGUUUAUCCUUCAUGUGAUGUCUCCGAGUUUGUGAAAAUACCGUUAGAAAAGUCUUUUGCUUCUAAAGAAAGGACUAUGGUCUCAGUAGCACAGUUCAGGCCCGAGAAAAAUCAUUCCUUGCAGGUGAAAUCCUUUGCUAAAUUUCUGAAGACAGUGGAUGGAGAUAAGGGGGUGUAUAGGCUGGUGCUUGUGGGUGGGUGUCGGAACGAGGGGGACUCCGAACGGGUGGAGGCAUUGAGGGAACUCUGUAGAGAACUGGAGGUGGAAAGCUCGGUGGACUUCAAACUCAAUGUCAGCUUUGAUGAGCUGAAGAGCUGCAUGGCGUCGGCGGUGCUUGGCCUUCACAGCAUGUGUGAUGAACAUUUUGGCAUAGGUGUUGUGGAGCUCAUGGCAGCUGGGACGGUCAUUGUUGCUCACAACUCAGGUGGGCCGAAACUGGACAUCGUUGUUCCAUUCAACGAGGAGCCUACAGGUUUCUUGGCUGAUGAUGAGGAGUCCUAUGUCAGCGCCAUGACGACAGUGCUGAAUAUGUCUGAUGAUGACAGGUUCAGGGUACGGAGCAUGGCUAGACAGUCAGUGUCUCGCUUCUCUGAUGAACAUUUUGACGAGUCCUUCCUUGCUGUUGUGGAUCCGGUGUUGAAAUCCAUCGAAGGCAAUGGUGGUAAAUAAGGCCACAAUAAAUUAUUUGUGGAUUUCCAAUCCAAAUGUUAAAAUGUGGGGGGAUGAGGCAUCAUGUUUGUUUUAUUUCUGGUCGAUGGUCAAGGCAUCUGUGCUCAUGUACAUUCAACUGAUGUGAUUCACUUGAAGCAUGAAUGCUUCAUAGGGGACAACGUUAUUGUUGUGUCUGAGGACAAUGUCAAAUUAUUUGUGUAAGUGAUCACAAUAUCGACAUUGUUUGUUUCGUCUGAUGAUGGUAUGGCGAUUGUGAUUUCUGAUUAUUAUAUGAACAUUGUCUAUUAAGUCUGAUGACAGUGUGAACAUUCUGAGCAUCAAAAUCUGUUAUUUUUGCCUUUGUUGACAUGUGUGUGAAUAAAAGAGUUAUAUAUAAUUGUUUACAACAAUA